AUGUUGUUGUCAGACCAAUAACAAAACUUAUCACGGUGUGUAACCUAUUGAAAUAUUACUAUACUUUGUUAGGGUUAGGUUUAGGAAACCAAAUUUGUUUUCAAGUGCCAUGGCCUCUUCCUAGUUCACUGAUGUAUUCGUCACUGUUUGCUGCCUAAGGUCAAACUUUGCGGCUUUCAGCUAUCUAUUCAAACCCAGUGAAGUUAAAACUUCCAGAAGCAUAAGCGGGCUGACUGAAUGCAUGCGUUGCAACGUGUUGCUACUGUUCUUGCUCUCUGCUUGUGAUGCCUUCCCAUUUGUUGCCUUAGUGCCAUUCUCAGUAGCGCUAACAGGAGUAUUGUAUAAAGAACGUAUCAGUUGUUUGUUUUAUGAAUGUUGUUCCGGAGCUGUAUCAUUUAACAAAACAGGUUUAGAGCGGUCUCUGAGGCAUGAGUUACAUGGCCAACAUAUUGCGGCAGAACGUGUAUACCAUCAUAUUCUGGAUUACAUGAAUGACGGAAUGCCACAAAAACCCCUCGCGUUAUCAUUCCAUGGCUACACAGGUGUUGGGAAAAAUUUCGUUUCCAAUAUUGUCGUAAACAAUAUCUUGCGAUUAGGCACACGCAGCCGAUUUUAUCACUUCUAUGACACAACUAUACAUUUCAAACACGCGAGUCAAAUUUCAGAAUAUAAGGAACGUCUUUAUCGGGAGUUGCAUGCAGCUGUUUCAGAAUGCCCCACAUCAAUAUUUGUUUUUGACGAAAUGCAUAACAUGCCCCACGGGAUACUGGAUGUAUUAGCACCUUUAUUAGAGAUUCGUGAAUCAGUGGAAGGUGUUGAUUUCAGAAGAUCUGUAUUUCUAUUUCUAAGUAAUGCUGGUGGCAAUUAUAUCAAUCGGCGUACCUAUGAACAUUUAGUUAGUGGAAAGAAACGAGAAGAUCUGCGUUAUACGGAUAUCGAUCGUGUUUUGGCCAAAUCAGCAUUUAAUAAUGAAGGUGGACUUCAAUACUCUGAAUUGAUUACAAAACAUCUUAUCACAGCUGUUGUACCAUUCUUGCCUUUACAACCCACUCAUGUAAGAGAUUGUAUAAAGGAUGUUGCCAAAAAGCGUAAUGUAACAUUUUCUGAAGAUAUGGUACAAUUCGUCUUGGAUGAACUUGAAUGGGCUCCAGAGGGGAGUAAAUUUUUCUCUGUUUCUGGUUGUAAGAGAGUAUAUGAAAAAGUUGGAUUUUACAUACAACAGCUUUAAAAUUUUAUUGUCACUAAAUUAUCAUUACUAUUAUUACUCUUAUUAUUAUGAUUAUCUUUGUCCUUCUGCUUUAUAUUUUCUUUUAGAUUACUUUGUGUACAUAGUGGUGUGUUUCUCAUCUGUUUCUUGUACUAUUUUUCUACUGUGCUAUUUUUUUUUAAUUUUGGACGUCAAUUUAUCCACUUUUCAGAUGACUUAUACAUAUUUUGAGAUGUCUUCAUUUUAUAAUUGUAUUGUGUAUUACUUUGAACUGACAUUGUGAUUAAAAUGUUUACUGGUGAGAAUCUUUGUUCUUUAUGUUAUUGAAUAUAAGUCGAAUCAUAUGCUCAGUUAACUUCAGAACC
Molecule: messenger RNA, 1572 nt
Organism: Trichobilharzia regenti
Lineage: Eukaryota; Metazoa; Platyhelminthes; Trematoda; Strigeidida; Schistosomatidae
Source: the annotation of a GenBank genome assembly